This is a messenger RNA of Miscanthus lutarioriparius, 978 nucleotides long. The record is from the annotation of a GenBank genome assembly. Lineage: Eukaryota; Viridiplantae; Streptophyta; Magnoliopsida; Poales; Poaceae.
AUGGUUGUUGGUGAGGCGGCCGGCGGCGGCAACGAGAUGAGCCUGUCCAACAUGGUGCUGGGCUUCUACGAGGAGGCCGAGAGGGAGAUGAGGUGGCCGGAGGACGCCACCGCUACCGCCGGCGAUGGCAGCGACGACGACGACGAAGGGUCCAGCCCCAGAGGCGGGCGCGCCGAGAGCGCGGAGUUCUGGCGGGAGCAGCGCUCGCUGCUGCAUGCAGCGCUGGCCAAGACGAGCUCCGCCGAGAGCCGGAUCCAAGCGGACACGGAGGAGGCCGUCAGGCAGAUGCGCGCCACGCCCGGCGGCGUCUGCUCCUGCGUGACCCGCGAGGCCCCGGCCGCGGGAGGCUGCCGGGGCUGCGCGCUCCGCUUCGUCGCCGAGCGGCUGCGCGACGCCGGCUACAACAGCGCCAUCUGCAGGUCCAAGUGGUCCCGCACUCCGGAAAUCCCCUCAGCUAUACGGAGUAGGCUGCAAGUGGAAAGGGGAGCACAGCUACGUGGGAGUGGUGGUGCCGACGAGUUCGAGAUGGCGCGGGGCGGCGCGGAGUACAGGGCGCUGGUGGCCGCGCUGCCGGACCUGUUCGUGGGCCGCUCGGAGAAGCUGCGGGCCGUCGUCAGGCAUAGCCGUUGUGGCAUUCCCUACCACUCGCCUGCCGCCGCCUUCUCCAGCGGCGACCACCUCCGCUUCCUCCGCCCCGGGGCCCUCGCUCGCCUCGCCUCCGCGACGUCAGACUACGCCACUGGAGUCCCGCCGCCCGCCCCUGCCCUCAUCGCCGGAGUCAGGAUGGCGUCCUCCUCGUCACCUCCUCCUACAACUGGAGACCGCGAGGGCGUCGCGGCCGUGCCGUACUUCAUGCUCGCAUCGAGGCUCCACGCGCCCCGGUGCCACCAGCGGAAGAAGCUCGCGACAUCCAAGCCCGUGGUGCUCUUCGCUCUUCGCUUCUCAACGCGCCUAACAUGGUGGCCGCCUCCCACUUGA